Messenger RNA from Myxocyprinus asiaticus (Chinese sucker), 2409 nucleotides. RefSeq names its product SIN3-HDAC complex-associated factor-like. Gene Ontology annotation, biological process: negative regulation of cell migration. Lineage: Eukaryota; Metazoa; Chordata; Actinopteri; Cypriniformes; Catostomidae. The transcript is spliced from 6 exons. The record is from RefSeq and is a predicted model, not a curated record. The coding region runs from base 161 to 916 and encodes 251 amino acids.
AGAAAAUGGUGGCUGGACGUCGGCGCAUGCGUAAGUAUUUUACUAUACCCAGAAAGUGAGGCGUCCCUGGUAGUGGCGCAUUGUUAAAUGAGUAACAUUUGUAACGCUCGUGACUGUUGGAUUUCGCUGUGUGAUUUGACUAUAACUGCCGCAUGUAAAGAUGUUUGGCUUUCAUAAGCCGAAGAUGUACCGCAGCCUCGAUGGAUGUUGCAUCUGCAGGGCAAAAUCCUCCAGCUCUCGGUUCACUGACAGCAAACGAUAUGAGAGAGACUUCCAAAGCUGUUUUGGUUUAGGUGAGACUCGCUCAGGUGAAAUCUGUAAUGCUUGCGUCCUGCUGGUAAAACGCUGGAAGAAGCUUCCUGUCGGUUCCAAGAAGAACUGGAAUCAUGUGGUUGAUGCACGAGGGGGGCCCAGUCUGAAAACUACAGUAAAAUCAAAGAAAAUCAAAUCCCUGUCCAGACGGAUAAGACCGAACCAGAUCAGCCGGCUUCAGAAAGAACUAAAAAGACACAAUUCUGAUGCUCACAGCACCACCUCCAGUGCCAGCCCCGCCCAGUCACCCAGCUACAGUAACCAAUCAGAUGAAGGCUCUGACUCUGAGUUGGCUUCUGGCUCUGCCCGCUCACCAGUCUUUUCCUUCUUGGACCUGACAUACUGGAAAAGGCAGCGGGUAUGCUGUGGCAUCAUCUAUAAAGGUCGCUUUGGGGAGGUGCUGAUUGACCCUCAUCUUUACAAGCCCUGCUGUCAGAAAAAACAGGAGCAAGAGCAGGAGGAAGAGGAUGAGGAAGAGGACGAGGGCGACCUUGAGAAGGAGGAGGUGCAGAGCAGUAAAGAAAUGAUUUCUUCCAUUCAACCGCAGUCACCUUUCACUUCUCCCCAAAUCAAAAUGGAGCAAGAAGUGGAUGAGGAGUGGUGAUGAUGUCACAUUCCCAGAGUACUGACCUGGCAUUCUUAGGAAGCCUUCGAGAGUAGGAGGCUUAAUUAUGACCUCAGGCGCUCUUAAAGACAUUCCUUCGGAUUGCCUUCAAUUCAAGAGCAGCUGGAUCCUUGUUUGUCUUUUCAUCUUCCUUUCUUUCUUUUUUGUUUAGAAUUUGUCUCUUUUUUUCAGUUCCUUUGCUGUCGAAUCAGUUUGCUGUUGUUUUAUUUAUCAAACUUAACUGGUGUCCAUGUGUUCCAGAGCCUGGUGCCAUGCUAUUUCAGUGAGGAUUUUGUCUACUCCUUUCUUUUUUCUUUUUUUUUUUUUUUUUUUUUUUUAGACCAGUAAAACGAGUUUCCUUUUUUUCCUUCAUCCAGCUCAAACACAAAAUGCUGGAUCUACAUACAUCAUACAGAGAAAUGUAGUGAACAGACUUGGAUAGUGACCACAACCCAUAUGCUGUAACUAUUGUACCCAAGGCGCUCUAUCACCAUUGUGCCCUUCCUCUGGGGUGGCUGUCUGUGCAGUUAGUUAGUCUACAGUAUUCUAGCAAAAUUAAGAUGGCAAUGUUCUACCAUUUUGCUGGGAUAGAGCCAUACUAUUAUAGGGAAGCCUUUGAUCCUUGCUUUGCCUUUUCUACAUGUAUAAAUUAUUUUUAAUUUGUGCAAGUCUUUCUCUGUAUUGUUAUGGCCUGCCCUCUUCCAUUUUUCUCUGGGUUUGGACUUAAGCUAAACGCUUAACUCUGAUAAGACAGCAUUUCUGUGUUGUUGAGAUGGACUGGGCAUGGCCAAACAAAAUGAUGCCUGGCUAUCAACACUCUUGUAUUCAACGUCCUAAUGUAAAUAUUUUUUUUUGGACAAGAUCAGUGUCAAGCAUGAACGCUAAGGAAACUAUUGUCUUGAUGGGAAUCUGCAUGAAUUUUGCAUGGCCUUCUAAGAAGUUCAAGAUUAUUUCAUUUUUAAAACCUUUUGUUUUGCAACCAUGUUUGCAACAUUAAUAAUUUGGGCAAAUUUUGAGAUGGUCUGAAUAUUUAUUUUUGUAGAUAAAUAAAAGAACAAAAAAUAAAAUCAGAAUUUAAUUGCAAUGUGACCUUUUAAGAUUUCAGUGUUUAAAUAUUACAGGGAUUGCAUUUUUUAUUUUAAUUUUAUUAUUAUUUUUAAAGAAUUGGAUAGUUUCAAUAUAGUCUCAUUCAAAGCCAAAAAGCCCAAUGUUUUUGCUAUUUAUUGUCAACUUGUAUACAUGUGUUCAUAUACCUCCUCUCGCUCUGCCUUUAAUACAGUGUACUCUCAUUGACAGAUACUACUUCAAUUUUUUUUAGGUCAUAAAAGGGUUAAACAUAUGGUCUAAUUGUUUUAGUCAUUGUUCCUUUUCUUGGUUUGGUUUGAUGUGAAUUUUUUUGUUUGUUUGUUUGCAUUUUUUCUUCAGGGAAAACAUGAUAAUAUACAUUUUUAUGUUUUUUUUUUUUUUUUUUAUUGGAAUACUGAAAGGCUAAA